Messenger RNA from Diplodia corticola, 1305 nucleotides. RefSeq names its product sulfite transporter ssu1. Bases 1 to 1305 code for a protein of 434 amino acids. NCBI's taxonomy places the organism in Eukaryota, Fungi, Ascomycota, Dothideomycetes, Botryosphaeriales, Botryosphaeriaceae. The transcript is spliced from 3 exons. The record is from RefSeq and is a predicted model, not a curated record. Gene Ontology annotation, biological process: transmembrane transport; sulfite transmembrane transport. Gene Ontology annotation, cellular component: plasma membrane. Gene Ontology annotation, molecular function: sulfite transmembrane transporter activity.
AUGGAUCCCUCGGUCGAGACGAGCUGCAAUGCUGCAGAGAUCCAGACGCCAUGCCCCAAUGCCAAAUACAAGCAUGGAUGGCGCAGGAUCGUCCGGAACUUCACGCCCUCCUGGUUUUCGGUCAACAUGGGCACCGGCAUCGUCUCCAUCCUGCUGCACAACCUGCCCUACAACGCCGUCUGGCUGUACUGGAUCUCCGUCGCCCUCUUCAUCCUCAACGUGCUCCUCUUCACCACCUUCCUCGCCAUCACGACCCUGCGCUACGUCCUCUACCCGCGCAUCUGGUCCGCCAUGAUCAACCACCCCGUCCAGUCCCUCUUCCUCGGCACCUUCCCCAUGGCCCUCGCCACCAUCAUCAACAUGAUCGUCUUCGUCUGCGUCCCCAUCUGGGGCCACCGAGCCGUCCACGUGGCCUGGUCCCUCUGGUGGCUCGACGCCGCCCUCUCCCUCGCCACGUGCACCUCCCUCCCCUUCGCCACCAUGACCCUCCACGCCCGCACCACCUCCCUCGCCUCCAUGACCGCCGCCUGGCUCCUCCCCGUCGUCGCCACCAUCGUCGCCGCCGCCUCGGGCGGCAUCGUCGCCGAGGUCCUCGGCCCGAACCGCCCCGACCUCGCCGCCACCACCCUCGUCGCCUCGUACGUCCUCUGGGGCGCCGGCGUCCCGCUGGCCUGCGUCGUGCUCGCCAUGUACUUCCACCGCCUCGCCCUCGAAAAGCUGCCUCCCGCCGACGCCAUCGUCUCCGUCUUCCUCCCCCUCGGCCCGCUCGGCCAGGGCGGCUUCGGCAUCAUGCAGCUCGGUAGGGUCGCGAGGGACGUGUUUCCCGUUACGGGGACCCUGGGCGGGGGCGGGGGUGGGAGCGGUGCUGCUGCUGCCGGUGAUGUGUUGUACGUCGUCGGCUGGCUGGCCGCCGUCGUCAUGUGGGGGUUCGGUCUCGUGUGGCUGAUUUGGGCCGUGGCGAGCGUGGCGAGCGUGACGAAGAACAGCGCCCGCCCCCGCGCGCGCGCGCGGCUCCCGCCGUUUAACAUCGGGUGGUGGGGCUUCACGUUCCCGCUCGGCGUCUUCGCGGCGUCGACGGCGACGAUGGGCGAGGAGCUGCCGUCGCGGUUUUUCGCCGUGCUGGGGACGGCGCUGUCGUGCGUGGUGGCGGCGCUGUGGGUGGGGGUCGCGGCGGGGACGGCGCGGAGGGCGUGGAGCGGGGAGAUGUUUUUUUCGCCGUGCGUGAAGGGGAUGGAGGAGAAGGUGGGGUUGAUGAGGGGGGUGGAGGGAGUGGAGGUGGAGGGGGAGGGGGAGAGGGUGGAUUGA